Molecule: messenger RNA, 4782 nt
Organism: Thamnophis elegans (Western terrestrial garter snake)
Lineage: Eukaryota; Metazoa; Chordata; Lepidosauria; Squamata; Natricidae
Gene: SNX33
Product: sorting nexin 33
Exons: 2
Coding region: 1968-3650 (560 amino acids)
Biological process (GO): plasma membrane tubulation; endocytosis; mitotic cytokinesis
Cellular component (GO): cytoplasmic vesicle; plasma membrane
Molecular function (GO): phosphatidylinositol binding; protein binding
Source: RefSeq, a predicted model, not a curated record
GGCGGCCGCAGGUUGGUUGGCCCGCCCGCCUGCUGCGUCCGCGGGUCGCUUUGCGCCCGGCGCCUUUGGCAAAAGUUCGCCGCUGCAGCAGCUGCGCCCGUGCGUCAUGGAACAGCCCGGCGGGUGAGCUGCGCCCAAGCAGCGCGGAGGCACCCGAGCCUUGUGGUCUCGCCACCCUACGGAAGGAGAGGGGACCCCGCGAGGCCAUCUGCGCCACCCUCCCCACUCCCGAGAGACCCGGCUGCCGCUGAGGACCCCCCUUGCCAGCCCCGCAGAGAGGCGGACGGGCGUUGAGCCCCAGCGAGGCGGCCGCGGAGGAGCUCGCUUGCCUCCUCUGCGCGAGGACCGUUUGGCUGCGCUCGAGGGGACCCCCCGGACCGCGCUAGGUGCCUCGGCCGCCCGGCGCCACCGGAGGAGGGACUUGCCCAGCGCCCUGUCCCUUGUCCCCGGGGCUGUCGCUCGUCUCUCUCCGAAGCGGCGGCGGCGGCUGAACCGGUUGGAUCGCCUGCCAGGAUACCCGACGGCCCCGCGCGCCUCUCCAAAAAGGGGGCUCCGCUGUCUCCCCGCCAGUCUUGCAAACUUUCUUCCCGACCUCUCCAAGCUCUGCGGUGGAUGGGUGUCCUUCCUUCUUCUCCUGGCCUUCCACCCUCCUCCUUUUCCUCGCGCAGUCGGCUUUCCCGGGGCUUUGCUGCGAAAUCAAGCGGGCGCACAGAAAUCCAGGCUCCCGGGCAGGAGACCCGCGUUCUUCCUCUUUAUUUCUGAUUCUCUCUCUCUCUCUCUCUCUUUCUCCCUCUCCCUCUCUCUUCCCCUCUUCUAAAUCUACCCUGUGGGCGAUCUCUUUUGACCGCUGUCCUGGUUUCUGAACCGCUGGAAAUCGACUAGGGAGAGAGCGAGCGAACAACAAAAGAGACAUCUUCGGAGCCCCGCAAGGGAUUUUACGCUUGGCUGGUGGAUCUGAAUCGGUUUGGAGAGAGCGCUCCGGUGGGCUGGGAGGAGGACCCCUUCCUGGGCGCACUCUCUGCUUGCUUUGGGGUGGAAUGGAGAGUCUUCUUCCUUGUGCCAAAGUUUCAGAUCCUGCAAAGAGGUGAAACUUUCUAUUUAGGGGGCUGUUUUUCCUGUUCUCCCCCCCCCCCCCCCCGCCCUUUCUCUUCCUUUUUUUUUGUGGAGUGGACAAAACAACAAGGGGGUGUCCUGUGGAAAGGCAGCAACAACAGAUUCACGUGGACUUUGUUGUGUGUGUGUGUGUGUGUGUGGACUGAGGCGUGACCUCUGGACAGAGAGGAGUGAUUUGUAGCCGUUUUCACAUUUUUCCUCCACCCUUCAGGGAGUCUGGUGGGUUUCCAAUCCCAUCCGACCGGGAUUCAGCCUUGCAAAGAAAACAUUUCUGGUUUAUAACAGUGGAGACUUUUCUUCCUGGUUCCCUUUGGAUUGGAAGGCUGAGAAGUUCUGAAUUGCUCUUUUUAUUUCUUUUUAUUGUUAAAAAAAAAAAAAAAGAUCCACGCCUUCUCUGAAUUGUAGAGCCAACCGAUUUAAAAAGCACAGACCAAACCUCUUUCGGAUCAAGAUGCUUCAUUCCGACCUAUAAUUUCAGUCUUCCAAAAAGAGACCUGAGGAGGAUGGAUAACCCCUGGGCUGCUUUGAUACGGCUAUAGUCAUGAGCCUUUCCUGGUUUUCCUGCCCCCCGCCUGAGAUCUGCGACCCCCAGGAGAAUGCGCUUGGCUUUGCCCCAUUCUUAACCUCCCUCCGCUGAUUGGGAAGGCGACGACUGUCCGUCUUAGACCUCCUUCUAUAAAAAAAACACCAGAUGGUUUUGUCCUUCGGAGAUUGUCCUCUUCUGCUCUUUGUCUCCAGCCGUUGCCAAGUCUGCUGCGGGCCUUGCUAGCUUCCUGGGGACGGCCCCUUUUCAACAGCGCCCAGGAGGUGGGGGGGCUGGGGGCAGAGACCCAGCCGCCUCACCGGACACCCCCAUGGCAAUCCGAGCCCGAGCGCUUUACGAUUUCCAGAGCGAGAACAAGGAAGAAAUCAGCAUCCGCGAGAAUGAAGAGUUGACGCUCUUCAACGAGAAGUCCCUGGACGGAUGGCUGCAAGGCACCAACUCCCGCGGGGAGACGGGCCUGUUCCCCGCCUCUUACGUGGAGAUCCUCCGCUCCAGGUCCUCCUCUACGUACACCAACAGCCCCGCUGGGUCUCCUGGAAACGGCUCCUCCUUCUAUGUCCCCUCGUCCGUCCCGGGCAUUUCCCACCAGGGCAGCUUUGAAGAUGACGACGAUGACUGGGAUGAUUGGGACGACGAAAGCACAGUGGUGGAGGAGCCCAGGAGCGGGGCAGGGACCAACGGGCACCCGUCACCCACCCUGUCCUGCCCCAGGCCCUACGCUCACCCCAACAACGGCGGCGGCCGUCCCAAGCCGUCCCUGGAGAGGCAGGACAGCAUCGGGUCUUCCAAGAGAGGAAGCGUGGUGAGCCGCAACCUCAACCGCUUCUCCAGCUUUGUCCGUUCCGGCGUGGAGGCCUUCGUUUUGGGGGAUGUGCCCAUGAUGGGCAAGAUCUCGGAGGCCUACUACAUAGACAUGGGCUCCAAAGGCCCACAGUGGCGGUCCAACCCCCACCCUUUCCUCUGCUCCGUGGAAGAGCCCACCAAGCAAACCAAGUUCAAAGGCAUCAAGAGCUACAUCUCCUACCGGUUGACGCCCAGCAACGGCCAUUCGCCGGUUUACCGGCGCUACAAACACUUCGACUGGCUCUACAACCGCCUGCUGCACAAGUUCACCGUCGUCUCGGUGCCCCACCUGCCGGAGAAGCAGGCCACGGGGCGCUUCGGGGAGGACUUCAUCGAGAAGCGCAAGCGGAGGCUGAUCUUGUGGAUGGACCAUAUGACCAGCCACCCGGCCCUCUCCCAGUACGAGGGCUUCCAGCACUUCCUCAGCUGCGGCGACAACAAGCAGUGGAAGAUGGGGAAGCGCCGGGCGGAGAAGGAUGAGAUGGUGGGGGCCAGCUUCCUCCUGACCCUCCAGAUCCCAACCGAGCACCAGGACCUGCAGGAUGUGGAGGACCGCGUGGACACCUUCAAGGCCUUCAGCAAGAAGAUGGACGACAGCGUCCUGCAGCUGACCAGCGUAGCUUCCGAGCUGGUUAGGAAGCAUGUCGGCGGCUUCCGUAAAGAGUUCCAGAAACUGGGCAACGCGUUUCAAGCGGUCAGCCAAGCCUUCCAGAUGGACCCACCCUACAGCUUCGACGCCCUCAACAAUGCCAUCUCCCACACGGGCAAGACCUACGAGAUGGUGGGGGAGAUGUUUGCCGAGCAACCCAAGAAUGACCUGUUCCUCAUGCUGGACAGCCUUUCCUUAUACCAGGGACUCCUCUCCAACUUCCCAGACAUCAUCCAUCUCCAGAAAGGUGCGUUUGCCAAAGUGAAGGAGAGCCAGCGGAUGAGCGACGAAGGGAAAAUGGACCAGGAGGAGGCUGACGGGAUCCGGAAGCGUUGUCGUGUGGUUGGCUUCGCCCUGCAAGCCGAAAUGAAUCACUUCCACGAGAGGCGCAUCUUGGACUUCAAGAAGAUGAUGCAGUCCUACAUCCGGGAGCAGAUCGUCUUCUACCAGAGGGUCAGCCAGAAGCUCGAAGAGACGCUGAGGAGAUACGACAGCCUCUAGCAAAGCCCGCCCAGAUGUUUUUGCGCUCAGGGUGGCCCUCAACGCUACCGUGCCCUCCGCUGCGACUGCGUUUGCUUCUCUUGCCUCUGGGGAAGGGAGGUCUUCUCCUCAGUGGUGGAUCUUGGGAGGUUCUCCCCGUUGACUUGUUGUGCUCUCCGUCGUCUUCACGAUGCUAAACUUCGGGCGUCGAAAGGGAAGGUUGCAUCCCUGUCGUGACCAAAGCUUGGGAUGGUGUGUUUCGCCACCCAUCCCCGUCCAAUCGCAAGGACCCAUCGGCCGAGAAUCGUUGCACAAAAGACAUUUUGACGAGCGGAAUUCUUUUCCUCCAGAAGAGCUUCGAGCCUUGUUGUUUACAGAGGAAGUAAAAGAAUUUACUUUCCAAAGGAAAUGUAGCUUUUCGCUCCAGCCAGCUUCCUUCCCCCCCCCCCCCUCUUUCUCAGGCUUGAUUUUCUGGAAAAUCACACACUUAUUUAUCCAGAUCAUGUCCAGCACCAGCAGCUCCCGGUUCCCCUCCGGAAAAGGGUCAAAAUCAGGUUGAACCCAGUUCAGGAUCGUUGUUAUUGUUGGCUUUCCCCCCCUCUCUCUAGAGAGGAUAUGAUUGUGCAAAGCAGAGGUCUUUAAACUUGGCAAACUUUUAAAACUUGUGGACUUCAAUUCCCAGAAUUCUCCAGCCAGCUUUGGAGUCCACAAGUCUUAAAAGUUGCCAAGUUCGGUGGCCUCUGGUGCAAAACAAAAGAGAACAGAGAGCAAAAAUGGAAGUCGAAGGCAUGAAAACGUUUUGCACACCCAGAAUGGCUCUUUCGUGGAAGUGGCACAAGCAACACCAUCCUCACUCCUGAGGUCUGUUGCAGGUAGUUCUCGACUUAACGACCACAACCCGGCCCGGAAUUUCAGUUGCCAAGCGAGUCGGGUUGUCAAGUGAGUUUCCUCCCCUCCCCCUCCACGUUACGACCUUUCCUGACGUAGUUAUUAAGCGAAUCGCUGGCAGUUGAGUUAGCAAUACGGUCGUUAAGCGAACUUGCUUUUUUCCCCCGUCGACUUUGCUCUUCAGCCCCGUUAAGAUUGAGUGCAUGUUGUGUCCUUUUUAACUCGCCUUGUUUUGUAUUUUAAACUCUUUUAAUAUUUUUUAAAU